Molecule: messenger RNA, 870 nt
Organism: Psilocybe cubensis
Lineage: Eukaryota; Fungi; Basidiomycota; Agaricomycetes; Agaricales; Agrocybaceae
Exons: 1
Coding region: 1-870 (289 amino acids)
Source: RefSeq, a predicted model, not a curated record
AUGGUCCAUUGGUACAUGCAAAUUGUCCUUCCUCACGUACGACGUUGGCGAUCUCUCGAUGUCAACUUCGCACACCAAGCACAUAAUCUUGGGAAGGCAACCCUGCUGGGUUUGUCUUCUCCAGCACCCUUGCUAGAAGAAUUAUCACUUAGAUAUAGGGACAUUGACGAUACUCAAGAAUUUCUUCUCUUUGCUGCAUUCACCCCACGUUUGCGUCGGUUGACGGUAGAUGGAAUACGGCUUGUAUGGAUGCCUUCUCUGUUUGGAAAUCUAAAUUUCCUCGAUUACACGCACCACGGAUUCACCAGCGGACAUCAAGCAGUUCAAGAUAUGAUUUCUGUACUUGCGGUUACCACCAGGAUAACCGAACUGCACGUUCUAUUUCCUCGAGGACACCUUGCCUGCCUCCCCUCUCGCCGUCAAAUCGUCACUCAACAUGUAGUGUUACCCUACUUGAAACAACUUGUCCUCAAAGUCGAUGGCUCCGAUAUUCCGUUCGAAAUUGCACAUCUGGUUACACUCAUCUCGUCACCCAAUAUUUCCAUCCUUCGACUGAUUGAUCUAAAACGCGCACACCAGUCAUAUCAAAGUUUAAAAUCCUUUUUCUACGUAUACUCCCUACCACAGAGUCUGCGUUCCAUUUACAUUGGACACGCUUGGUACGACCCAAGCAUGGUUAACGCCAUGAUCAAUUCACUCCCUCACUUGUGCAAAAUUUCUAUCAGAAGAUCGCGUUCUCCAGCACAGGCUUUGGAAAUGCAUCCUCGAGCAACAGCAAUGUUUGGUCCUGCUAAUCAUACCAACAGAAGAAUCUUUUACCCAGCUCGUUUUGACGACUUUGACAUUCAAUGUUUCCAACCUAGCAAGUAA